AUUCAGUUAUGAGCUGAACGAACUUGACAUUUUUUUUGUUGAGUAAAUAUAGGUAGUAGCUGGAUAUUGAAAUCGAUAUAGAGUGUUUUUCACUUCCGCCAGGACCUGUUGAUAGCCUCGACCAACGGCGCUGCAAUGGAGGUAUCUGAAAUAGAAGAAUGGCUUUGAAUUAAGAAAAGAGCAACUGAAAGAAACCAUGGAAAUCAUGGAUACUCGUGGUGCCUUGGAGGCGGUGGAGAGACUGCAAGCCAAGCUGAAAGAGAGGGGGGAGGCCCCCACGCAGGAGACGCUCUCCCUGCUCAAGACGCUGCUGCAGAGCCCUCUCUUCCAUCACAUACUCACCACACAGCAGCCAAAGAGAGCGCCCAGAGCCAAGGGGAGGCGAAUUUCCAAGUCUGUGUCCAUGAACAGCGGUGCAUGCGUUGGCCUGAAGGCGCUGUCUCACAGUGACUCUUACACCUGGGCCGUGGAGAACAGACGCUCCAGCACCACCAAGUAUUUCCACCGGGAUGGAAGUCACUCCUCGCUGGACUCCUUGGACCUGCACUGCACAGACUUCUACCCCGAGGACUCCAUGCCCGCCGAGUCGCAGUUCUGCACCCCCCCGCGUAUUUCCAGAACAAUGUCUAUGGGGAGAAACCUGGCUGCCAUCGCCCAUGAGCGGCGUCACGUGGAGAUCAUAGAGCUGAACAACGACGGCAAGGGGCUGGGCUUCGGCAUCGUCGGCGGCAGGAGCACGGGGGUCAUGGUCAAGACCAUCCUCCCCGGGGGGGCCGCCGGCCAGGAUAAGCGUCUCUGCAGCGGCGACCAGAUCCUGCGGAUCGGAGACACUGACCUUCUGGGGAUGAACAGCGAGCAGGUGGCCCAGGUGCUGCGCAACGCUGGCAGCCAAGUGAAGCUGCUGAUCGCCAGAGACGACGCCAAGGAUAACCACCUCUCCUCCCCUGUCCUCAGCCCACGCGGGGCCGACGCCACGCUCAGUGACUCAGAGGAGGACUAUGAGUUCAGCGUGCAGUUCACUAAAAACUCUCUGGGACUGGGAUUCACCAUCACAAGCUACAUAGGCGACCUAAACGCAGUUUACAGUGCAGGUGUGACAGUGAAGAGCGUAGUGAAAGGCAGCACUGUGGACCAAGAUGGUCGCCUUCACAUCGGGGACAUCAUCCUUGAAGUGGACGGGGUGAGCCUCCAGGGUUGCAGUGAGCAGCGGGCCAUGGAGGUGCUCAGGAGGACAGGCCCCCUGGUCAGGCUGCGGCUGCUGAGGAAGGCGGUGCGUCUGAGCCAUAUCCUGCCUCCGGUUCCCCCCCUGCAGCCCCUCAGACACUCCCACAGCUUCAACGCUGGGAACCCGUACCGGGUGGCCCUCAGCAGGAUCCAGGAGCCAGCAGGGAUCCGUACUCUGAGUGAAAUCUCCCGGCGGGCCGCCUAUGCCAGCAGACGACCCAGGCACGACUGGAGGAAUGGAGUCAAGCUCACGCCAGCCGAGGAGCAGGACCUGCAGAGGAGGUGGGAGCGGGCCAUCGGGCCUCGGUUUGAAGUUGUGGUGUGCCAGCUGCAGCGGUUUAGCGCCAGCAGCGGCCUGGGCCUGAGCCUGGAGGCGCGCGCCGGACACCACUACCUUUGCUCCGUCCUGCCCGAGGGGCCCGUGGGCCAGAGCGGCAGGGUCUUCACCGGAGACCAGAUCCUCGAGCUCAACGGUAUCCCGCUGAUCGGAGAGACGCACAAGGAGGUGGUGAGCAUCCUGAAGGAGCUGCCGCUGCAGAUCUGCCUGGUGGGCUCCCGUGUCCGGGCCCCUGUGGUCCCGGAGAGCAGCGAGGACGAGGAGGAUGAGUCCCAGCUCACCCUCAAGGAGCUGCUGGCUGAGUUCAACGACAAGUUGGACCACGGCUGUGUCCUCCCAUGUCCAACAGCCGAGGACAUCACCAAGCGGGGGGUGCCCCCCGUGUCGCCCCCCCUGGCCAUGUGGGAGAGACAAACCUACGUGGUGGACCUGGAGAAAGGGGAGUCUGGGCUGGGCUUCAGCAUCCUGGACUACCAGGAUCCCGAGGACGCCACCAAGACGGUGCUGGUCAUCCGCUCGCUAGUGCCCGGGGGCGUGGCCGACCUGGACGGCAACCUGCUCCCCGGGGACCGGCUGAUGUGCGUGAACGACUCGGACCUACAGGGCUCCAGCCUGGACUACGCCGUGCACGUCCUCAAGUCCACCAGCUACGGCCCCGUCCGCAUCGGCGUGGCCAAGCCGCUGCCGUUGGAGCUGUGCGGUGGUCUGACGCCAAUCUCAGAGCGCAGCGCGCGUGCCUCCUACGAUGACGCUGACGGCCUCGUUCAGCUUAGUCUGCUAGCCGAGCUGACAGACGCUAACGCCAACGCCGGCCAUUCUGAGGAGAACCACAGCAGCAGCAGCCAGCUAGUCUACUCCAGAACGGAAAAGUUCCCCGCUCAGCACUCCGCCAUCAUGGACGACGGCGAUAAGCAGCAAGCCCCACCCCCCGUCCCCCACAACCGCCACCAGAGGACAAUCACUGUUGUCCGGGGCAACCAUAGCCUUGGGGUGUCAGUGGGUGCCCUGAAGGACGGUUCAGGUGUGCUGGUGCGCAGUGUGCUCCAGGAUGGGUGUGUCGGCCGGGACGGCAGGCUGGAGGCCGGUGACGUCAUCCUGGCCAUCAACGGAGAGCAAACCAGCAACAUGACCAGCGCCAAGGCCCGGGCCCUGCUGCGCAGACACUCUGUGAUUGGACCGGAGAUACAGGUGACCUACGUCCCAGCCAGCCAGGUGGACGAGCACCGCGCCAGCCUGCACCUGCCUCCUCUGGCCUCCCUCGCUGCCCCCAGCCCCACGCCCACUCCUUCUCCAGAACCUCCACAACCACCCCCCACCACCACCGGACCCCCGGGUCACCUGCAAACACAACUACCCCCCACCAGGACAGGAGCCCCCACCACGACCGGACCCCUGGGUCACCUGCAGACACAACCACCCCCCACCACGACUGAACCACCGGGUCCCCGGCAGACACUACCUCCCCCCACCACGACCAGACCCCCGGGUCACCUGCAGACACAAGCACCCCACCACCAACCCAUCCUGUCACAAGCCUCCCGGGUCCCGGGUCCCACGCCAGGUGUGGACCUCUCAGCAGCCGGGGCAGCGGUCCCACUCAGAGCUAAAGUCAACCGCCCGUUCACCAAACCCGUACAGACCAUCAGCCCGGCCUCCGAUACAAGGGACAGGAGAGGAGACAGGAGGGAUGGAGGGAUUGAGGAGCGAGGCCAGAACAAGGAGGAGAAGGAGGAGCAGAAGAAGAGGAGGAAUGUACCGACCUUGUGGGUCAGCGCGGCGGUGGGCAGCAUCAAUGACGAAGAGGAGGAGGACGAGGACGAAGAGGAACUGAACAACCCCAGAAUCCAGUCCUGGGGUCAGCCACGCAGCGUGGUGCUGUGGCGGGUGGGGGGCCGGUCCCUGGGCAUCAGCAUCACGGGGGGCCGAGGCAUGGGCAGCAGAGUCCCCGGUGGAGAGGUGAUGAGGGGGGUCUUCAUCAAGCACAUCAGCCCGGGCAGCCCCGCCGCACUCAACGGCACCCUGAGGACCGGAGACAGGAUCCUGGAGGUGUGUGGCAUGGACCUGAGGGACGUGAGCCACGAGGAAGCGGUGGAGGCCAUCCGUAAAGCAGGGGACUCGGUAGUGUUCCUGGUCCAGACCGGACAGGACAGAGCUCAGUCUCCGCUGCUCGGGAACCAUGAGAGACGAACCCCGACCCCUCAGUCCAACUCACAGAACACCAAGGACACAGAGAAUGUCAGUAAUAUCUUCCUUAGUUUAUCCCCCGCAAACCCCUUCACUCCUACCCCCUUCAAGGUACCGCCGCCAGCAACAGCCAAUAGGACAGACCAGAGAGGCCCCGCCCGCGUGGUGUCACCAACAGCCAAUAGGAGGGCCCAGAUGGGCCCCGUCCAUGUUGUGUCACCGGGAGCCAAUAGAAUGGACCAGACAAGCCCCGCCUCCGUCGUGUUACCAGCAGCCAAUAGGAUGGAGCAGACGGCCGUUAGGGCACUGAAGGAGGGCGCAGCAGAGGGCGAGGACGAAACCAGCAGGCGCAUGCUGCAGCGCUACGGCAGCCUGGCGGGCCGGCUCCUGAUGGUGGAGCUGGAGAAGGACCCCCGGGGGCCCGGCCUGGGGCUCAGCCUGGCGGGGAACAGGGACGGCUCACGGGCCCGCAUGAGCGUCUACGUGACGGCAGUGGACCCCCGGGGGGCGGCCGGCGCCGACGGGAGAAUACGCCCCGGGGACGAGCUGCUGGAGAUCAACGGUCAGGUCCUGUACGGGCGGAGUCACCAGAACGCCUCCACCCUCAUCAAAAAUGCCCCCGCUAAAGUCCACAUCAUCCUGAUCAGAAACACAGCGGCACUGAGUCAGAUGGACUGUGGCGCCAAAGCAGAAGACCUAGGGGACGGCCACACACAGGCUUACAUCCCCGAACCUGGGGAUCCAUAUAAGGACAUCCUUCACCUCGUACUUCCUCAGGAUCAUGUGUCUCUGGGCGUGUCCCUGGAGCAGGACCCCGCCCGGGGGGCCGUGCUCGUCAGCUCGCUGUCCCAGCACGGAGCCGCCGCAAAGCGGAUAUGCGGGCCUGCCGACCUCCCGGGGAACCCGGCGGACCCCCAGGGCUGCCUGGUUGCGGCGGGCCGGGAGAGCACCAUAGAGAUCUGUAAAGGGAGCACGGGCCUGGGCCUCAGCAUCGUGGGGGGCUGCGACACGCUGCUGGGGACAGUAAUAAUCCACGAGGUGAACUACGGCGGAGCAGCCCAGAGAGAUGGGAGGCUGCUGGCCGGAGACCAGAUCCUAGAGGUGAACGGCAUCGACCUGCGGCAGGCCACCCACGAGGAGGCCCUGGGGGUGCUGCGUCUGAGCACCCAGCGGGUGCGCCUGUGUGUGUUCCGGCACCAGGAGUCCUACCGGGAGGAGGACCUGUGGGACGUGUUCACCCUGGAGCUCCGACCCCAGCCCGGCCGUGGCCUGGGCUUCUGCACCGUUGGCAAGAACAACGACACUGGAAUCUUCGUGUCAGAAAUCCUGCACCAGGGCGUGGCUGAUAAAGAUGGCAGGCUGUUGCUAGGUGACCAGAUUCUGUCAAUCAACGGAGAAGAUGUCCGGGCUGCGUCCCAGAAGCAUGCAGAGAGGCUGCUACAGAACUGCGGUGGAGUGGUGUAUCUGGAGGUGGCUCGCUUUAAAGCUGGACUCCAAUACCCACAAGGCAGCCAGGAGUACUUUAAGUUAUGCUUUAUCCAGAAUGAGGACUCGGAUUGCUCCACCUUGACCCCCUCCAGUGCGUGUGAAACCGCCAUCGGUCACCAGAGGGAGACAGAGAGCAAAGCAGGUAACUACGGUAAUGGGCUGCAGAAAGUGGUCCUCGAGAAGGGUGCAUGCGAGUCCCUGGGCGUCUGCGUGGCAGGUGGCCUGGGCAGUCCCCAUGGCGACGUGCCGCUCUUCAUCGCUGCCAUACAUAGAAGCGGACCGGCGGCCAAGACUCACCAACUGCAGACUGGGGACAGGCUUAUCAGCAUUAACGGUGCUUCUACUGAGGGGAUGACCCAUCUGGAGGCGGGAGCCAUGUUGAAGAACGCCACUGGAACCAUCACUCUGCACAACGUCGCCCGGGCGUAUCAGACCAUCGCCCUUGAGCGGGGGUCUUCUGGCCUGGGGUUCAGCGUGGUGGGAGGCUUCGGCAGCCCUCACGGGGAUCUGCCAAUCUACGUCAAAACAGUCUUCAGCAAGGGUGCGGCGUUGGAGGACGGCCGUCUGAAGCGCGGAGAUCAGAUCAUCGCGGUGAACGGCCACUGUCUGGAGGGCUCCACUCACGCCGAGGCUGUGGAUGUCAUCAAGAGGACCAAGGGAACCGUGGUCCUCACCGUUCUCUCAUGA
Molecule: messenger RNA, 5920 nt
Organism: Gadus chalcogrammus (walleye pollock)
Lineage: Eukaryota; Metazoa; Chordata; Actinopteri; Gadiformes; Gadidae
Product: multiple PDZ domain protein
Exons: 44
Coding region: 197-5920 (1907 amino acids)
Molecular function (GO): protein binding
Source: RefSeq, a predicted model, not a curated record